UGGCGGCCGCCUGCUCCUGAGGCGGUUGGUGUUGGAUUGACUAGCGGGUUUUAUUCGCGGUUCUUUCUGAUUCUGAGGCUAGACGCGUCUUCCUUUUGAACGGGACCUGGUGUGAUCCGAAGCGGCGACCUUGGAUAGACGCUUGCUUAGAUUGGACCAAGCAGGACUCUUCUGACAGCAAGGGUUGAACAGGAACUAUUCAAUAGUGAUGAAUUGGGUUUUUUUUUCGCUUCUAGACAUCAUGGCGAGUCCAAGAACUAGACGGGUUCUCAAAGAAGUGAGGACUCAAGAUGAAAACAAUAUUUGCUUUGAAUGUGGAGCUUUCAAUCCUCAAUGGGUCAGUGUCACUUAUGGAAUAUGGAUUUGCCUUGAGUGCUCAGGAAAGCACAGAGGUCUAGGAGUACAUCUCAGUUUUGUGCGGUCUGUUACCAUGGAUAAAUGGAAAGAUUUGGAAUUGGAGAAAAUGAAGGUUGGAGGCAACGCAAAAUUCCGCCAGUUUCUAGAAUCACAAGACUAUGAUCCAUGUUGGUCACUCCAAGAUAAAUAUAAUAGUCGCACUGCAGCUCUUUAUAGAGAUAAGAUUGCUACUUUAGCUGAAGGUAAAGAGUGGUCUAUUGAAACAUCAGAAGCUCGGAAUUGGACCCCACCACAGCCCAAAGUAUCUAUUUCUUCAGCUCAUCGUUCCAGACCUAACCAAGCUCCUGGAUCAUCUACUGAUAAAAUGUUUGAGGACUGGCUCAACGAUGAUAAUUCCUAUCAAAGUGGCGGAGGAUUUGGUAGUCAGGAUAAUCGUUACGUUGGAUUUGGAAACAGUCCAUCUCCUCAGAAAAAGGAAGAUGAUUUUCUCAACAACGCCAUGACUUCUCUUUAUUCGGGCUGGAGCAGUUUUACUGUUGGGGCCACUAAGUUUGCAUCAGCUGCAAAAGAAGGUGCAGUGAAACUUGGAAGUCAGGCAACACAAAAGGUUUGGGGCUACAAGCAGCAGUCUGAGCCGGCUACAGAAUUAAGUCAUACAAUUAAUGAGAAUGUCAUUAAACCUGCUCAGGACAAGGUGAAAGAUGGGAAAUUUUUAGAUGAUGUAUCCAUUGGUGUGUCACACAUUGCUAAUAAGGUGCAGGGAGUGACCGUUAAAGGGUGGCAAGAUGUCAGUUCUUUCUUUACCAAUAAGGAUUCUGAAAGCCACCCGGUUGGAGAAAGUUAUCAGAACAGUGGACUUGAAGAUGAUUUCUGGGAAAAUUUUGAUCAGGAUGAGAGUUCCAAGAUGAAGAUGCCAUCUCAUGCUGGUGCUUGGGGAUCAGGUGAAAAAAAUGAUGAUGCGUGGGGCACCGAGAACAGCAUGAAAAAACAAGCAAACGGUAGCAAUGCUUGGGACAGUUGGGAUGAUAAUUGGGCAGCAGGUGGGGAAAGCAAAAAUAAAAAGUCGCCGAAGAAAGAAAGUGAAGGAACUGUGGAUGAUGGAUGGGACAAUCAAAAUUGGUAGCUUGGGAAAGUGCCUGAAAUUGAAUGGACCUGCAAUUCACUUUGCAUUACUUGGCUUCAUUGCUGUCAUAAACCAGUUCCUAUUUCUGUCUAUAAAGAAUCAAUGUUUCAUAAAUCUAUUUUCCAUUUCAGAGGCUGGUUACAUGCAUAUUUUACCAACAAAAGGAGACUUUACAAUGAGCAAUCAGUAUUGUAACCAGAACACUGACCCUUUGCAUACUUUGAAUUUAAAUGUAUCAUUUUUACACUGAAUACAUGACAUAUACAUUUUUCUUUUUAAGACAAUAUAAUUUCUCCAUUAAUUUGCCACAAUUUUUUUUGCACAUACAAACAUUCAUUAGAAAUCUGCAGGGUAUCAAGGAGAAAAAUGUAAAGUUAAGUAGUGCAGCGAUUAUUGUAGCUCAGGUUUUCUUUCAGAAACACAACAAACGUAGCAUUUACUGCAUGUGCUAUAUUGUGUCUGUCUUCAGCUUUUAUGUGCAAUUGUACAGGGCAGGUAGCAUUUGCAAAUUCAUUAUUGGUGUUUUCAGUGUGACUUAUUAUAGUUUUCCCUAGAUGAUAGAAAUAAGGUUAUAGAUGAUUCAUUUGACUAAUCUAAUCCAAUCAUAAUUGAUUACUAACUCUGCUCCUUCUUCACUUUACAUGCCUUACAAAUGACUAUAUAAUCAUUAUAACAUUCUGUCAUCUACUAUCUUAACACUUUCUAACAUCAAUCGGUUAACACCACUAAAAUAGUAGAUGAAAGAAUAAAUUAGUCUAUUAAAUAUUCAUCUGGGGCUGAGAGUACUCCAUUAUGUCAAUUUUAAACAAAAUGUGGAUAAUUUUACUGGCCUUUGGCAUCAAACUAGAACAGAAACUUUUUCCAGUCUAAAUGUAUGACGUGACAUAAAAAUCUUUUAUUUGUUUAAUGUUCAGAAAUUAAAUCCAUUCUCUGGUUUGUCAGCUUUAAUUUUUCUAAAGUAUUAGAUUUAUAAGUGCAGUGACAUUUCUUGUCUGGUCUUCUGCCUCCAAAACCUAUCUCUCCACCCCCACCACCAAAAGAAACAUUCCAGUUGCAUAUAGUGUGGAUAUAAUAUGGAUAAGUGAUCUUUCAGUAUUGGAUUUUUUGAUUAAAUCUGUGCAAUAUUUUUGAGCAUGAAACAAGCUAAUGUAUUCUCAUUCUGUAGCUUGGGAUUAUUGAGCUUUUAUGUUAUAAAAGCCAACAUGGAAGAUUGCUGACAUGAAUGAAUAUCUACAAAUUCUGUAUAGCAACUUGCGUUGCUAAUUAUUUUGCACCCAUUUUUGAGUGUGAUCGCUUAUUUGUUGAUGUAUGACAAUAAAGCAGGUGAAAGUGA
This is a messenger RNA of Chiloscyllium plagiosum (whitespotted bambooshark), 2813 nucleotides long. It is a transcript of the gene arfgap1, whose product is annotated as ARF GTPase activating protein 1. NCBI's taxonomy places the organism in Eukaryota, Metazoa, Chordata, Chondrichthyes, Orectolobiformes, Hemiscylliidae. Gene Ontology annotation, molecular function: GTPase activator activity. Gene Ontology annotation, biological process: regulation of ARF protein signal transduction; regulation of endocytosis. Gene Ontology annotation, cellular component: Golgi membrane. The record is from RefSeq and is a predicted model, not a curated record.